Glossina fuscipes is the source of this 1191-nucleotide messenger RNA. RefSeq names its product phosducin-like protein. The transcript has a single exon. NCBI's taxonomy places the organism in Eukaryota, Metazoa, Arthropoda, Insecta, Diptera, Glossinidae. Gene Ontology annotation, biological process: regulation of G protein-coupled receptor signaling pathway. The record is from RefSeq and is a predicted model, not a curated record. Bases 140 to 994 code for a protein of 284 amino acids.
UCGAAAAACAGCUGCUUCGUAAUGGUAAUGAAAGCAACUGAGUUGACAUUUUCAAAGUAUUAAAGCAUUAAAGAGUUUCAUGAAGCAUAAAUAUUUUUAAUUUAAUUAUAAAAAUUUACAAAAAAAAUCCUUUUUAAAGAUGGCGACUUUAGAAGAUAAAUUGCUGGGCGAAAAACUUGAAUAUUAUUGUAGUAGUAGUGAAGGUGAAGAUGAGCCAAUUUGUCGCGCUGAAGAAGGUAAUAGGAAGCAACAAGGAGCUAGGAACAAGCAACAAGGACCGGACGGUUACUUAAACGCAGACGUAUGCCCACCACCACCACCAUCGGCCGGCGGUUAUCGCUAUCAAGGCUCGACCAAUACUGGGCCUAAAGGUGUGGUUGAGGAUUGGCAGCGUUUUAAAAAACUGCAAGCUGAAAAACGGGAAGAAAAUGAGCGUCAGCGCAUUGAAUUGGCGAAAAAGCUAACCAUGAGCACAGCCACCGCCCAAGAAGAAGAGGAACGUAAAAGACAAGAAGAGAUCGAUAACGAGUUAGCCGAACUAAUGAGUGAGGAUUUUCUACAACAAUAUCAAAAACAACGCAUGGCUGAAAUGCUACGUCAAUGCGGACACAAUGUACAAUUCGGCAAAGUAUUGCAUUUAACGUCACAUAAAGAGUUCUUGGAUUGCGUCGAAAAUGAAAGCAAACAUACGACCAUAAUAAUACAUAUUUAUGAACGCGGAUUAAGUGCUUGCAGUACUUUAAAUAAAUGCUUGGAAGCAUUGGCUAGCCAAUAUGCUAUGGUUAAAUUUGCCAAAAUUUGCAGUUCAGUGGCUGGCAUGAGUCGUGAAUUUCGUAAUAAGGGAUUGCCCGCUUUGCUUGUGUAUAAGGCCCAAGCAGUUAUUGGCAAUUUUGUACGCAUAACUGACGAUUUAUCCGAUGAUUUCUUCGAAUCAGAUGUAGAAAGUUUUCUAAUAGAAAAUGGCAUUUUAAUCGAUAAAAAUUUGUAUAACUAAGAGUAAAUUAAGCAAGAGCGAAGAAGAGAGAUGGGAGAAAUUUAUUUAAAAACAACUACUAGUAAGUAGUAAGUUGCCCUAAAAGGCAUUAAUAACAGCCCCCUCCUACUAUUGCAAUGUGUUCAUUUUGCUAACGGUUUAAUCGAUCCCCUCCAGCCAUUAGUUUUAAUUUAUGAUGAAUAAAUAAUAUUUUAUAU